Spodoptera littoralis (African cotton leafworm) is the source of this 2637-nucleotide messenger RNA. The record is from the annotation of a GenBank genome assembly. Lineage: Eukaryota; Metazoa; Arthropoda; Insecta; Lepidoptera; Noctuidae.
GUCAGUCUAUGUCAACUGUCAUUAUAAUCCCAAAGUUUUGUUUUGAAUUUGAAACCUAACCUCAAAAAAAGCAAAAUAUUUUAAAUGUAAAAUAGUCCUAAAAAUUGAGAAAACGUCAUUUAUAUACAGAUAGUUUCAGUGAAACAUUACAAUGACUCAUACGGCAGGUAGACCCGGAGGAGAGUCGGAUUCGGACCCCGAUGACUAUUAUGGCUAUUUCGAUGAGCCGCCAAGGAAUUACUUCCAGUACCAACAAGAAAAUGACAAGAAAAAGCUUGAAAUGGACUUGCAGGAUUCCAUCAUUAAUGGAAGUUUGGCAGAAGUGCAAGAAAUUGUUGCUACCAGAUUAAACAACAAUGUCAACACUCGGCUGGACAGCGGCUGGAACGCUCUCAUGCACGCAUGUUUCCAUGCACAAGAUGCUAUUGUUAAAUAUUUAUUGGAGGAAGGAGCUGACCCCAAUUUUCGUGCAGAGGAACUGCAAAAUAAAUUGUAUGGACAAUUAUGGACAAACUCCACUCAUGAAGGCUAUUGGCUGCGGCAGGUUGAUGUUGUACAGAAAUUCUUAGAUCUCGGAGUAAAUAUUGAAGUCAGAGAUCUACAAGGUUGGACUGCAUUGUUCUGGGCAGCUCACCACAAUCAACCUCAAAUAUUGGAAAUCUUGAUAGCCCGUGGAGCGAGGAUGUCAGAAGUCGACAAAUACAAUCGUACAGCCUUAGAACUAGCCGAGUUACACGAUUAUAAUGAAAUUGUGGAAAUAUUGAAAAGGCAUCUUCAAAUACCGGAGGAUCAUGAAGAGUCAUAUGAUAUGGAAAUUACCACUUGGCAUGAUUUCUAUCCGGGUAUUAAAAAGGGGCAGAGUCCAGACUAUAGAAGCGAAAUCCCUCACCUGUUAUAUGGUAUGCACCUUGAGAACUUCACUUCAACGAUUAUGAAGUCUGGCAUGGAUUUGAGGACAUUCCUAUUGCUAGAAGAAAAUGAUAUGGUGAAGUUAGGUAUGGACUUACCAUAUGAACGACAAAGAUUGAAGAGUGGACUUCGUCACUUUCAUAAGAGGAACUGGAAACUUAAGGCCGUAUCUGGUCUUGCUCUGCAGCCUACUGAUAAUUUUAGUAUGCUGAACUAUUUGACGUCUUUGGGAUCCCACCUUCAUCAAAUAUACGUGUUAGAAGCAACUCUCCAGUACACUCUGCGAGAAUACAACAAGAUUCAAGAUCAAAUCAAGUUUGAGCCACCUGAGUCCCCAAUACGUGAAAAAAUGGUCACCGCGGCCAAGAACAUGCUCUCAAACGUAGACUGUAUUAAAAGAGCUUCUGCCAGAGUACAGAUUGUUUUAGAAAAGAUAGCUGAGAAUAAUCCAGAGCCUGCAGAUCUUAUCAAAGAAAAGACAAUGCGGGACAUAGUGCUGGGAUACUUCACUGAAGCCGUCGUCGUUGCUUCUCUAGGUAUGAUAGUCUACCAAGCCAGAAGCUAUUUCUCACAGUUCAUAAGGAAAUAAAUGUGUGUCUCUCAUAACUGUUGUUAUAUGAGUUCAAAGUCUGAGGGCUGAUGUAUUAACUUGGUGUUUUUUAUGUGAUAUAAAGUUUUUGUUCUGUUGUCACAUCUUGCUCCCCAAAUUUGGUAUAAGUAUUACGAAUAUGUCGUUAAACUAUUCGACAUAAUAUGCCAAGUUUCUUUUGUAAUAACGAUUACCUACUUUUGAUCGAGAGUGAGCGAGAAGUAGGUAUCAAAAUUGAUACUGCAACUCAUAUAAAACUAAAACCACAGUUUUUGUAUGUUUAGUGUGGUGUUUGUGUCAGCUUGUGCCAUUUUUAUUGUAUUACUUGAUACAAAUAAUAAGUACUUUUAACUGUACUGUACAUAAUGCUGUAACCAAAUGAUUUUUCUCAUUAAGUACAAGUAUUUUAGGUUUUUACUGAUAGCACAAACAAAUGUUUUGAGUAUUGUGUACUUAACUAAUAAACCGACAAAUAAGUUCUUAAAUAUAGUUUAUAUUUGUGUAAAGAAAAAAGAGUGUAGACAGGCUCAUGUAAAAGCCUGAAACUUUACCCCUAUUUAGACAUAUCUACGUAAUGUACCUAGUUAAUAAGAUUUUUAUACUCAACUCUAUUUGGUUCUAGAAGAUACUUUUUAAAGGGCAUUAUGGUCUGUUCUUGAUGAAUAAAUCGGAAUGGUGUUCAUCAACAUCUGGCGGCGGUAUUAUUUUUCGACUAAAUGCAUUUCGCACAACAUGAUAAUCUUUUUAAAAGUAUGCUUUUGAUUGCCCUCUAGUCUUAAACGUUUUGAAUCUCGGUGUAUAAAUAGCUUAGUGACUGUAAGGCUGAUUUUAUGCCACGCUGACUGUCAGCGCUGACAACUCAACGCAUAGCUGGUCAGAACUGACGAUCAGCGUGCCUCGUUCUAUAGAGUCGCGCUCACCGUCGGUACUGACAGCCAAGAUAUAUGAACUUCUAAUAAAGUGUUUUGAAUAACGCGUAGUUGUCAGGCUGUCAACGCCGACAGUCAGCGUGACGCUAAAACCAGACUUAAAUCGGCCUAAAACAUGCAACAAGUCUUUUAACAUGUCUGUGAAUAGCACAAGUAACAUAGAGUAGCAUUUUGCUACGUCUAAUUUGUAGGUACUCUGAGUACAACAUG